Lottia gigantea (owl limpet) is the source of this 1680-nucleotide messenger RNA. RefSeq lists its product as hypothetical. The record is from RefSeq and is a predicted model, not a curated record. Lineage: Eukaryota; Metazoa; Mollusca; Gastropoda; Lottiidae. The transcript is spliced from 19 exons. The coding region runs from base 1 to 1680 and encodes 559 amino acids.
AUGAUAGGAAAUAUGAAUCGCACUAAUGGUGAAAAAAGUCAACAGUCAUUAUGGAAGAAAUUAACAGAGAAAGUGAUAAAAGAUUACUCAAAUGCGUACAGACCUACUCCGAAUCAAAAUCAACCGCCGACAGGAAGUUUCAAUGGAGAAAUCAUGCGUGCUCCACCUGCCAUGUACCAUCCACCCACUAAUAAUCCAAGACAGCCUACCAUUUAUAAUCCAGCAUCAACGUCGCCAGAACACUCAAAUCAACAAAAUGAGGUGAGUAUAGAAAAUGUAGAAUAUUUAUCAGAUGGAGACUUCUUUCAAUUGGGUAUAAUAUGCAUGGGAGAUAAAUGUCGACUGAAAUCUCGAUGUGUAAAAUUAACACAAGGUUUGUCAGAUAAGUUUGUGUUUCAUGGUGAAGAUAACUAUGAAGAACUGGUUGAAGAACACUAUACAGAAGAAAUAAUCAAACCUAAUACUGCUUCAUCACAAACCGGACAGACAGAACUUACAGCUGGAAAUGCUUUAUCCCCAGGUUCAGAAAUUCAAGUAGAAAUGGGAGCUGAAGCAAGAUUUGAAAUGGGUGAUAAAGACAAUGUUGUAAAAACAGAACAAAGUAUAAAAGCAGAAUAUAUUGGUACAGUUAUAAAAGCUUUUGAUACUGGAGGAACAACUGAACAUGACCCCGAAAGACCUACAAGUGGUAAAGAAAGUAAAUUGACAGUCAAAAUGGAAGAACGUGCUGUAUUUGAGACUGGUAAUAAAAACAACGUUAUUGAAAAUCUGUUAAAGGUAGAAGCAAAUGAAAUAAAUAAUGUUGGCAGAAAUCAAGGCCCAAGUGGUUCUGGUCUACCAGGAAUACCGAAUCUUGGUGGUAAUAUUAAUAUAACACUGGGAGAAAAUGCUGCAUGUAAUUUGGGCAAUAAUAUGGCAAAUAUUGAAAGAAAGCCCGAUCGCUGGAAGAAAGAACGUCUGAGAGAAGCUUUUAAAAAUGAAUUUGGUUCCUUUAUAUUCAAAAGGCUUAUACAGAUCUAUAACCAGCCAUUUGUUCAAAAGAAAGGACCAGUCAGGAUAAAGCCAGAAGUAAAAAAAGGGAAAACAUUAGAUCAAGAAGAAUGGAAUGUAUUAAUAUAUGAACAAAUGAUAAAGGAUACAUUUGAAGAACUCUAUAAUUUGGUGGCUGAACUAAGUAAACAACCUUCUGCUGCUGGGCAACAAAAGGCAGGAAUCGUUGAGGUAAAUAAGAAUAACGAAAGAAAAGAGAGUGGGGUGUCAAUAGUUGAACUGAAGAAAGACACACAUAAAGAGGCCUUACUAAAAUCACUUCCCAAGUCCUCAAGAUCGCAUGUUCCUUUAGCAACGGCUGAACUAAGUAAACAACCUUCUGCUGCUGGGCAACAAAAGGCAGGAAUCGUUGAGGUAAAUAAGAAUAACGAAAGAAAAGAGAGUGGGGUGUCAAUAGUUGAACUGAAGAAAGACAAACAUAAAGAGGCCUUACUAAAAUCACUUCCCAAGUCCUCAAGAACUAGGACUUCAAAAAAACCAGCACAUAGUGUAGAAUAUCGUAGAAAAACAACUUUGGGUAUUCGAAAAACUAGUGGUGCUGAGAAAUUUUCGGGAGUAACAUAUAAUCCUUUUGGAGUGGAGGUGACCAAUGUGGUUGGGAGAGGAAAGCCAACAUGGUGGGAUAAUUGA